AGCAGCGCGCUCCUCUCCAGCCGGUUUGGAUCGCCCGCCCAGGCGCGCGCGGGGCUUGGCCUCGCUCCCCUUUUGCCACCACCGCUGCGGGCCGGAGGCGAAAGACAAGAUGCAGCCGGCCAUGUAAACAGGGCGGGCGGCUGGACCAUGGUGUGGGCGCCCGGGUUGCUGUCCCUGCAAUGGACCACGUUUCUUCUGUGGAUGCUGAACUCCCAGUUUUCCAUGCCUGUUGCCUGUGAUGGAUGUGAGCUCAAUUGAGGAAUUUGGCGUGGCAAAGAUAGUGCUGCUCAGCUUCAUCUCUGCAGUUAUUCUUAUGGCUAUCCUGGGGAAUCUACUGGUGAUGGUGGCUGUAUGCAGGGACAGACAGCUCAGGAAGAUAAAGACCAAUUACUUCAUAGUAUCUCUUGCAUUUGCUGACUUGCUAGUAUCAGUUUUGGUGAUGCCAUUCGGAGCCAUUGAACUAGUUCAAGAUAACUGGAUUUAUGGAAAGAUGUUCUGUUUGAUCCGCACAUCCCUAGAUGUCCUCCUCACCACAGCAUCAAUUCUUCAUCUCUGCUGUAUAUCUCUAGACAGGUAUUAUGCUAUCUGCUGCCAGCCCCUGGUUUAUAGAAAUAAGAUGACUCCCUUGCGCAUUGCACUAAUGCUGGGAGGCUGCUGGGUAAUCCCGUUGUUUAUUUCUUUUCUCCCUAUAAUGCAAGGCUGGAAUAGUAUUGGCAUCAUGGACUUGAUAGAGAAAAGGCAGUUCAACAAUGUAUCCAACUCAACCUACUGCAUUUUUAUGGUCAACAAGCCUUAUGCCAUCACUUGCUCUGUGGUGGCCUUCUACAUUCCAUUUCUGCUAAUGGUGCUGGCCUACUACCGGAUAUAUGUUACAGCCAGGGAGCAUGCUCACCAGAUACAAAUUCUACAGCGUGCAGGUGCACCAACAGAUGGGAGGCCGCACCAUCCUGAUCAGCACAGCACACAUCGUAUGAAGACUGAAACUAAGGCAGCCAAGACUCUCUGUAUCAUCAUGGGGUGUUUCUGUUUAUGCUGGGCACCCUUCUUUAUCACAAAUGUAAUAGAUCCUUUCAUAGAUUAUGCAGUUCCUGGGGAGAUAUGGACUGCUUUCUUGUGGCUGGGAUACAUCAAUUCAGGAUUGAAUCCUUUCCUUUAUGCAUUCUUGAACAAGUCUUUCAGACGUGCCUUCCUCAUCAUCCUGUGCUGUGGUGAUGAACGAUAUAGAAGGCCUUCCAUCUUGGGACAAACUGUCCCUUGUUCUACCACUACUAUAAAUGGAUCAACUCAUGUGCUAAGGUAUACAGUGUUACACAAUGGGCAUCACCUGGAACAUGACAAGCUUCCAAUCCACAAUGACCCAGAAUCCCAAGAGUCCUGCUUUUGACAAAGGUCCAAGAAUGGGAUCUACAAGGCAGGAUGGUCCAAAGAUGUUCAUACGUCAGGGAUUGAAUGCCAGAUCAAUACCAUCUAUAUUGCCAUAACACUGCAGUAUCAAUUUGACAUCUGCGCCAACAGCCAGCGUGGCCCUCCUGACAGAACAAGUGGGCAUAGUUUGUGGAGGAGAAGGGAUAUCUUUUUGUUGAUGCGAAGCCACACACGGAUUGUCCUCCUGCUUCAAAAUGCGAGGAGCAAACUGUAAGCAGCAUGUUUGCUUACUGCUUCUUCUGUUUGUGCCAACUAAUGUGUUUGUACACAAGCACACAUCAUUUUCUUAUGUGGCAACAAUCUAUUCCAGAAGUGCUAACGUAAAUCAGAACAUAGUUUUGCUUAACCAAAAUCUGGAGAUUUAUAUUUCUCAGCUAUUUUUAAUCGUGAGUCGUCUCUCAAGAAACCCUCCCCACCUGUCGUGAAACAACAAAAGGAAGCAGUCCCUCUGUAGAUUAUGACUCACCCCAAGUAUAUCUCCUUGGCCAGCUAUGCCCAAGGAGCAUGAAUAGCCCAAGGAGAGAUGAUGUUGGACUAUUCUGUGAAGAGACACUGUUCAAGGCCCUGCUCUCACCAAAUGGAUCUAUUCAGAAGAAGGUGGCCACUGGACUACAGGCGCUUUCCACCAAGACGACAUUGCAUUCAGUCCCUGCACGUAUUCCUGCCGAAGCACUUACCUCGAUAAAUGCUGGACAACAUUGCUUUGAAGGAAAAAUGGGUUGAGAGACAGAACAGUUAAGAAAAUAACAGUGCUCCUCUAAUAGCUCACUAAGUGCCAUCUUGAUGUGUAUGUAUAAUUGUGUGCAUUUGAACAGCCAUUAUCACUGAAGGAUGUGCUGCAAGGGAAACUUACUUGGGUUAAGCAAUUCAGUUGCUGUCCAUCCUAUUUUUGCCACUUGCUGAGGCAAAUGUUUCAGGGCCUGGGUGUGAAUGAACCUGCUUGGUGUCUUUGGGUUUAUCAGGGUUCAAUGGUAGUUGGUUUCCUAUGUGCUGACAAGAUUAGGACGUCUGCUGAGGAGGGAGCAAGCUAUCUGUCAAAAAGAAGGGGUUAAGAGAUAGAUAGCAAACGCUGGCAGUCAAUUGGCAGUCGCAACAACACUGCUGGUGUGAGAAAGGAAAGCAAGCAAAAGUUCAGUCCUGAAGGGGGUCUUCUCAGUUGACAGAGAAGACCCCUUUCAGGUCCCAGAACUUAAGCUGAAGUGCAUUGGCUUCGUGGGUCACCUGGUUAGGUAUUGAGUCAGCUGGUAGAGCAGCCUUCAAAUACUGUCUGUCUCUGUGGCACCCUUGGGAAACUGGCCUUCUGGCACAGGAGAUAUGAUGAUGGAAGCUUGCUGCUGGGAUUCUGCUCUGGAGACCCUGACAGGGCUCAUCUUACCAAAUGCUUUCUCAGCACCUAUAGAUAGUCCCUCUGUUCAGCUGUCCCUUUCAUAUAAUGCCAGUGCCAACUCUCCUUAUAAGCUGUGUCCUGCAUGCAGAUGUUGCAGCCUCCCUCUUGAGCACUCUACCCCUUCUUUUUGCAUGUUAUGUUGAAAGGCAUGGCUGAGGGUCCAGCAACAACAGGAGCCUGGUUUUUAGGCCGCUGGCAACAUACUGAUCCCACUAUGGACCUGUACUCCCCUUGGUGGAAGAUCUAACCCAAAGAUGGCAACCUUGCUCUGUAAAGCAGACAUUUUGUUACAUUGUGUAAUUAUGUACAGUUUUUUUUUAAUGUAUGGAAGAAAAGCAAACUUUAUUUAUUGAUAUUUUUAAAGGGAUUAUGGAUUUCCCAUUAGAGGCUUUUAACUAUAGGAGCUAAGACAUUAUCAUUUGGUUUUUCAGUUUUGGUUUUAUUUGGUUCCCUUUUCAUAGUACAACUACUGUAUAGCUUGUACAAAGAAGAUACUAUUGUUUGCUUGUUUAACAGGAGAUUAAAGGCGAUUCAAAGACCAUUUUACUGGCCUAGACUUGUUCGGAAAUCUGGGGAGUUGCAACAUGUGAUUGGAGGUUAAAUGGGCAAUGGCAAAAGUUCCUCGGUGGGUUCUCACGACAGAUACAUGCACGGCUCUUGGGGCCUUUUGAAAAUGUCCCCUUUGCAUCCUCAUUGUUCCUUUA
This is a messenger RNA of Pogona vitticeps (central bearded dragon), 3516 nucleotides long. It is a transcript of the gene HTR4, whose product is annotated as 5-hydroxytryptamine receptor 4. NCBI's taxonomy places the organism in Eukaryota, Metazoa, Chordata, Lepidosauria, Squamata, Agamidae. The record is from RefSeq and is a predicted model, not a curated record. Gene Ontology annotation, molecular function: G protein-coupled serotonin receptor activity. Gene Ontology annotation, biological process: adenylate cyclase-activating adrenergic receptor signaling pathway; regulation of appetite; positive regulation of MAPK cascade. Gene Ontology annotation, cellular component: plasma membrane.